Struthio camelus australis is the source of this 3184-nucleotide messenger RNA. Its product is annotated as lysophosphatidic acid receptor 6-like. Gene Ontology annotation, molecular function: G protein-coupled receptor activity; oxysterol binding. Gene Ontology annotation, cellular component: membrane. The record is from RefSeq and is a predicted model, not a curated record. NCBI's taxonomy places the organism in Eukaryota, Metazoa, Chordata, Aves, Struthioniformes, Struthionidae. Gene Ontology annotation, biological process: G protein-coupled receptor signaling pathway.
UAGUGUGGCUUUUUUUUUUUCUCCCCUAUAUAUAUUCUGGUGCAGGACCAUCACUCAAACAGGAAUAGAAAGCAGUGGGGUUCGUUGUUGUUGUGUUGUGUUGUUUUAUUCGCAGAGGUGGACGAGUGGAUACCAACUUAGAAUGAGAGAAAACAUAGUCUUUUCUUUCUGCCUCUUUCCUCUGUAACCCUGUCUUUAUGCAGCAGAGCAGAAGGGACAACUGUGGCUAUUUAAUGCGGUGAGUUAGAGAAACAGCCUUAAAAGAACUUGCUAUUUCCUCUCCUUAUCAACAGUCACUCUAUCCCCAAACUGUAGCAGCUCAAACACUACUCUGUCCCUGAGUAAAAAGUAGUCUUGCUGAUAGGACAUGGCAUGUUGUGGAACAAAGUUCCUUUGAUUUCACUUAAACCCUAUUUUCUCUUUUGCAGGAACAGGGCUCUCUACCCAGUGUUAAUAAUCCCAGGCUGGGCUAAUAGCACAGCAACAGCUAUAUGAAUGAGUCAGCCCAAUGAUGAAAUGAAGCACUCUUAGCAGCGGAGCCAGAAGGCGGCUGCCAGGCUGUUGCUGGGCUCUGAUUUGCUUGUUGCCUCAUUUUGCUCUUCCGUAGCUGGUAGUACUGUAGAGCAUAGUAGAGUCCAUCAGUGAUCGAAGGGUGUGUGAAUCAUAGUGCAUAGCAAGGAGCAGAGAGGAUUUCUUUUUUUUUUUUUUUUAAACUACUCUUUGACCUCAAGUUUUGCCUGUUUGUCCAAGUGACAAAAUAAGCAUUGGAUAAUUUGUGUUUUUUCUCAUGAAUGACGCCAGAAUCUGUCUGUUUUGGUUGUAAAAUUACUCUGAGAAUGCCAGGUUACAGGAAAGAGGGUGCAAAUUUUGACUUCUGCCUUUCCCAGAAGAAACAAUGCUUGCUUGAAACACUAUUGAUUGUCCAGCUCUCCCACAGCAGAAGCAACGUGCAGUUGAGAUGCCUGGUACCACCAUUAUCAAUUUCCCCUUUGUCCAUGAGAGGAGGAGCAGAAUUACAGAAAAAGCCAAACAAUUUGUCAGCAGACAGCCCCUCUUUGAGCUGCAAUGUGGCAGUGUGUCUUGCAAGACAGUUUCUGUGCAGAAGAGCUUAGCCAUAACCUCAUGUUUGUGAUGUUUUUGGAGAGGCUAGUGUACUCGUUUGCAGCUUUCACAUGAGAGAUCACCUGAGAUGCGCCACCCUGCUCUCCAUCUGCCUUUACCAAGCACAGAAGUUUGAACCACAGAUUUCAUCAGACUUAACAUUGGAGAUUUGCAUAGCUUUAGCUGUUAACCACUUGAGAGAUGAAGUAAAUCCCAGAACUCAAGGACCUCAUGAGGUAAAGGCAGCUCAAGGCACUUAUCCCAUGUUGGCUAUCCCUACAGUCCUCCUGCAAGAGAAAUGGCAGAUAUUUUCUGGCCUGAGGAAGUGUCCAAUGAGACAGUUGCCAAUGCCAGUUCAGAAUUCAGCUUGGAAGCAGACUUCCAGUAUCCCCUCUUUACUGUCAUCUACAGCCUUGUCUUUGUGCUGGGACUAAUAGAAAAUGUCUUAGCUCUGUACCUCUUGUCCUGCAAAGUAAAGCACAUCUCUCAUUCGUAUGUAUACAUGAUUAACCUGGCCCUGGUAGACACCUUGUUUGUUUGUGUGUUGCCUUUUAAAAUUCAUUACCACCUGAAUCUGAACAAUUGGAUCUUUGGUGACAUGGCUUGCAGGAUAACUGGGACUUUGUACUAUAUCAACAUCUAUCUGAGCAUUGCCUUUUUCACCUGCAUUUGUGUCGAUCGUUACAUUGCAGUGUUGCACCCCUUCACGUAUAUCCAGAUCAAAGUCACUCAUUAUGUGGUGGUGGUCACAAUCCUCUGGAUGGUAGCUGUCAGUGUCAUGGUUCUACUCAUCCUUGGAGGUCCCCUCCACAACAGUGGUGUAGGGAGCAAAACAGCAUGUUUUGAGAACUUCACUACCAGUAUAUGGACUUAUCGCAUGGCAUCUUACAACAUCGUGGCCUUAGUUUUCGGUUUUGUGAUCCCUUUUUCCAUCAUUCUGAUCAGCUACCCUCUCAUUGCCAAGCGGAUCUCCCAGAUCAAACGCAGCAUUCGCAAGAGGAAAGCCCUGCGCACUAUCUACAUCAUCCUGUUCAUUUGUAUCUUCUGCUUUCUCCCAUAUCAUCUCACUCACUUGCUCCACUUCUUAAUGAGGCUUCAGGUCAUCCAGAAUGCGCCAUUAAGCAACUUGAUCUACAAAAUGCGAAGGGUCACCUUAGCUCUGGUCAGUUUCAACUGUUGCUUCAACCCACUCUUGUACUACUUCACCUCUUCCAGUAAACAAUGGCACUUCAACUUCAAGCUCCGAUUCAGGUCUAAAGGCGUGUACACGAUCUGUGACCAGAAAUUUGGGGACUACUCUUGCACUUAUGUUUAUAAGCUAGAACGGCGACAUGGAAAUAAAAACCAUGGAGAUGGGAUCAACUGACCUACUUAAAGUAAGUAAAACACCCAGCUUCAGAGAACUGUUGCGUUUUUUCACCCUGUGAAACAAGACUAUUCCAUCAUGACCGUGGAAAGAUUUUUAUCAUUUGUGGGUUAUCAGAGCUACCAGAAAGCCACUGGCCUAGCUGAAGAACCUGCUUAAAAGCCAUGGUUUACCUAGAGGACAUGAUUUUGGUAAUAGAUACAUGGACUCCCUGCUCUGCUCCAUCCCACGCCACUCACAAACGGAUGAAAUGCACGUAUAUGCAAUUGGCCUCCUGGCAUACAAGACUGCUGAAAGGAUAAGAAUAGAAGGGAAGUCAUGUGCCUUGUGUAAAGGGGAACAAGAUGUGUCUAAUGGUGGCAAUGCUAAAUCAAUAUUCUAAUUCAAUGUGCAAAACAGACUAGACACCACACUUUGACCUGGCACUCUGCAGCAGGUCACCAGGGUGCCCAUUUUAUGCUGUGCUGUCGGAUCUGGAACAAGAAAUGACAUGGAUCUACAGGAGGUAGGGAGUGGGAUUAUUGUGGCAGGAAGGCGUGGGGACAUAAGGAAGUGAUAACGGGUCUCCAGCACGUGGUAACUUUUUGCACAAAGAUGGACACUGCAGCUUCUGCCCCUAUUCAGGCAAUGGUUUGACAGCAGCUGAUGCCACAGUCUACUCUCUGGUUAAGAAUAGGAGAUAAGAGAUUUGGAAAAUAAGGAGCAUGGUAAUAGGGG